Cryptomeria japonica (Japanese cedar) is the source of this 1932-nucleotide messenger RNA. RefSeq lists its product as uncharacterized. The record is from RefSeq and is a predicted model, not a curated record. Bases 1 to 1932 code for a protein of 643 amino acids. The transcript is spliced from 3 exons. Lineage: Eukaryota; Viridiplantae; Streptophyta; Pinopsida; Cupressales; Cupressaceae. Gene Ontology annotation, molecular function: zinc ion binding; nucleic acid binding.
AUGGCACCUAAGAGUCAAUUGGCUAGGGAACUUGAGGAGUUGAAGGAGAUUUUGGAAAGAGAAAGAAGGGAAAGAAGAGAACAAGAUGCAGCAAGAGAGCAGGCUGAAGCAAAGAGGGAUAGACAAUGGAGAAGAGAGAAAGAGGCCAUGAAAGCUAGGUUAGAAGGCUAUGAGAAAGAAAGAAUGGACCAUAGGAGGGAAGUUAAUGAAGAACACUAUGAAGAUGAAGGAGAGGAAUACCAUGAAAGACAAGAACAUAGGGAAGUAGAAGAUGAGAUGGACCCUGAGGAGAGGAAGCUUGUUAGGAUUUUGAAGGUAGUACAAAACAAUGGAGGGAAAGGACAUGUGGAGGUACCUAUCUAUCAGGGGAAGAUGGAUAGUGAAGAAGUGUUGGGUUGGCUGGAUGCCUUGGAGAACUACUUUGAGUAUGAGGAGAUGGAGGAUGAGAAGAGAGUGAAGUUUGCAAAAACAAAGCUAAGAGGUACUGCUUUAACUUGGUGGACAAGUUUACAAAAUGAUAGAAUGUGUAGGGGAUUGACAAGAAUCACAAAUUGGGCAAGGAUGAAGAAUCUCAUUAAGGAGCAAUUCUUACCUUCAGAUUAUAGCAUACAUGAUGAGAUUGGUCUACAAGUACCAAGGACUAUUGGUGAAUGUUAUCAAUUGGCCAUUAGAGCAGAAGAAAAGGUGAGGAGAAGACAAGAAAGGUCAGGAAGAGGAGGUAAUACAAAUAGAGGAAGAGGUGGUAGAGGUCAAGGACCAAACAAUGAUGACAAGGGCAAGGAACUACUUUCAGAAUCAAGGGGUGGAUACAAUCAAAGAGGAGGAAGAGGAUUUGGUCAAGGAAGAGGCACAUUUAGAUGUUACAAUUGCAAUGAACCAGGACACCCAUCAUUCAAAUGUCCCAAAUGGAGUGAGGAUAAGAAGGAUAGGAGAGUACACUUGACACAAGAAGACACAAAAGGAGAAGAAAAAGAACCUAUCCUAGCAUUACCAAAGGUAGGAGAAUUGUUACUCAUGGGGAAAGCACAACCAUCACAGCAAGCAAGGAUAUUCAAGACAAAUUGUAAAAUCCAUGGCAAGGUAUGCAAAUUGAUUGUUGAUUCAGGGGCUUGUCACAAUUUGGUUGCUUAUGAUGUAGUCAAAAAGUUGAACUUACAAACCCUUGCACAUCCUAAUCCAUAUUUUUCUACAUGGGUCAGUGAAGGUCAGAAUAUGUUGGUAAAGGAUCAGGUGGUCAUUAAUUUCUCCAUUGGUGAAUAUGCUGAUAGUGUUUUGUGUGAUGUAAUGGAUAUGAGUUGUGGUCACUUAAUCUUGGGCAGACCUUGGCAGUUUUCUAGAAGAAUUAUACAUGAUGGUUAUAAGAAUACUUAUUUGGUUCAUAAGGGUAGGAUGAAGUACAUAUUAAGUCCAUUGAUCCAAGAUGGAAAAGACACCACUAUAAUGUGUUUUGGGAAUGAGUUUUCUGUACAAGAGCAGGGCACAAGGAGGACUGAUUUGCAGCGAUAUAAAGGACAGAGCAGUCCUAAUGAUGAGGGACUUUGGGAUCUGAAUUUUGUGCAAAUAGGGGCAGUGAAAUGUCCUAUUUUGGAGCAAAGAUAUAAGUGUGGUAAUGAGAAGUUUCAAGGGCAGCCUUUGAGCCAGUUAAGAGCAGAUAUACAGUCUGGAUGGGAGCAGCAAUGUCCUAGAAAUAGACACACCAAUGCAUCUUUUGUUUCUAACAACUUUUGUGAUGUGAGUAUAGGUUGGAAAAGAAGGACAAAAGUCACUUUUGGGGACUAUUUAAUCCCUAAUCAGAGGAGAACAGCAAAGAGAAACCAUACUUAUGGUUGGAGCAAUUCUUGGGACAAGAAUUUUCUUAUUGGUGGGGAGUAUGGUGCAAGAGCACCUAGGAGGACAAAUGAAGACAUGAAGAUAGAGGACAAGGAUUUCUGA